UGGUGCUUAAUCAAAUGGGUUCUGAGGACAAAUUAAUCAAGUGGAUCUGCCGGUUAACGGCAAUCACGGCUUUCUUCUUGAUUGGCUUUAUUAUUGGUUGGUUUGCUCGACCUAGGACUGUCAAUCAUGGACAUGUAUCAAAAAGCUUCCUGCACGACUUUCUAGAUGAGAUGCAGGCAGAGAAUAUUAAACACCAUCUCAGGAAGUUCACAAGGUUGCCACACCUGGCCGGAACUCAGCAGAAUCUGGAUCUGGCGGAGCAGAUCCGGGCUGAAUGGAUGGAGUUUGGGCUGGACUCGGUGGAGCUGGUGCCGUACGACGUGUUGCUGUCAUACCCAAAUCAAACAAAUCCCAAUUACAUCUCCAUAGUGGACCACCUGGGAAAUGAGAUCUUUAACACCUCUCUGGCUGAGCCGGUCCCUGAAGGUUAUGAAGAUGUUACCGAUAUCGUCCCUCCUUAUAGUGCUUUCUCUGCGAAAGGACAGCCAGAGGAUGAGCUGGUUUAUGUUAAUUACGGACGGACGGAGGAUUUCUUUAAGCUGCAGAGAGAGUUGGGAAUAAACUGUUCAGGAAAAAUCGUCAUCGCAAGAUAUGGCAAAAUCUUCCGUGGGAACAAGGUGAAGAACGCGAUGUUAGCAGGAGCUAAAGGGAUCGUGCUGUUCUCGGACCCUGCGGAUUACUGUGCAGACGGCGUGGAGCCGUAUCCCGACGGCUGGAACCUGCCAGGAGGAGGCGCUCAGAGAGGAAACGUGCUGAAUCUGAACGGGGCGGGAGACCCACUCACACCUGGAUACCCUGCCAAAGAAUACACCCACAGAUCUGGUCUGGAGGAUGCAGUGGGGCUUCCCAAGAUUCCAGUGCAUCCCAUCGGAUAUCAUGAUGCAGUUCACUUGCUGCAGCAUAUGGGAGGGCCUCUUCCGCCAGAUAACUGGAAAGGUGCCCUUAAUGUCUCGUACCGAAUCGGACCGGGAUUCAUAGAUGGUUUUAAUCAGAAUAAAGUGCGUUUGAACGUCCACACAAACAAUCAGGUGACCCGAAUCUACAACGUGAUUGGCUGGAUCAGAGGAGCGGUGGAACCAGACAGGUACGUGAUUCUGGGCGGUCAUCGUGACGCAUGGGUGUUCGGAGGGAUCGAUCCGGUGUCAGGAGCUGCUGUGGUGCACGAGAGCGUGAGAGCAGCUGGAAAACUCAUGAAGAAAGGUUGGAGGCCGAGGAGAUCGCUGAUCUUUGCCAGUUGGGACGCAGAAGAGUUUGGCCUGCUGGGAUCCACAGAAUGGGCAGAGGAUCACGCCAGAGUCCUGCAGCAGCGAGCCGUGGCUUAUAUCAAUGCAGACUCUGCUAUUGAGGGUAUGUACACACUGAGAGUCGACUGCACUCCCUCUCUACACACUCUGGUGUAUGACAUCACCAAGAAGGUUUCGAGUCCAGAGGAGGGAGAGGAGGGCAUGAGUUUGUAUCAGAGCUGGCAUAAACGUGACAACUCCACAGAAAGAGAUGCACCGCGGAUCAGUAAACUGGGCUCUGGCAGUGAUUUUGAAGCGUAUUUCAUUAGAUUAGGCAUUGCAUCUGGAAGGGCGAGGUACACCAAAAACCGAAAAACCGAGCGCUACAGCAGUUACCCCGUGUACCACAGCGUGUAUGAGACUUAUGAGAUCGUGGAGCGCUUCUACGACCCGAGUUUCCGCCGGCUGGAGGCCGUGGCCCGUGUUCGGGGAGGACUGAUCUUCAGUUUGGCCGAUUCUCCGGUCUUACCUCUGGACUGUGUGGAAUACGCCUUGUCUCUCACCAAAUACGCCAACAGCAUCCACCAGCUGGCACUGAAGCACCCUGCUGCCGUGCAGAAGUACAGCGUCUCAUUCGAUUCUCUCUUCUCUGCGGUCGAAAACUUCACGGUUGCGGCAGGAGAUUUUCACCAGCGACUUGAUCAGCUCGACACCUCGAGUGCUCUGGCCGUGCGGAUGGUAAAUGAUCAGCUGAUGUAUUUAGAGAGAGCUUUUAUUGAUCCGCUGGGUUUGCCUGAGAGACCAUUUUACAGGCAUAUUAUUUUUGCACCCAGCAGUCACAAUAAAUACGCGGGUGAGUCUUUCCCAGGGAUUUAUGAUGCUUUGUUUGACAUUGAGAACGCGGUGGACGAGCAGAAGGCAUGGGACGAGGUCAAACGGCAAAUCAGCAUCGCCUCCUUCACUGUCAACACAGCUGCCGAGACGCUAAAACCUGCCGUCAACUAG
This is a messenger RNA of Carassius auratus (goldfish), 2228 nucleotides long. Its product is annotated as glutamate carboxypeptidase 2-like. NCBI's taxonomy places the organism in Eukaryota, Metazoa, Chordata, Actinopteri, Cypriniformes, Cyprinidae. Bases 15 to 2228 code for a protein of 737 amino acids. The record is from RefSeq and is a predicted model, not a curated record. The transcript has 19 exons. Gene Ontology annotation, molecular function: carboxypeptidase activity.